UGAUGUUUAAAUAAAAAGAAAACAAUAUAUAUAUAUAACUGAGAAAUUAUCAAAGCACUUAUUCAUAUCUAUAUAGAAUGAUAUUUUGUUACGUUGGUCUAAUAACAGUUUUACUGACUACAUUGGUACAAGCGGUGACUGAUUCAAAUAUAGAAAAAAUAUAUCAAUAUGAUUGCGCUACAUAUAAAGCAGAUAUUAAACAACAUCCGGACGACAAGUACAGAUACGUAUUAGAGUUGGUGGGUUCGAAUAAACGGAUGGUAGUGGAAAAUUCAAAUACAGUGGAAUUGUGUAAAAUACCAAUGUGUAAAGAGAUAGUUCUAAAAUACGAGAUCUCUAAGAAGAAAAAGAAUGACAUCGAUUUCGAAAUAAUCUUCUCAAAGGAAUAUAAAAAAUCUUUAGAAGCACCUAAACUCACUGCAAUGAAUGCACGUUUCGAUGGUGACAAGAAUGCUAUUAUUAACUGGAAACUUCAAGAUUACGAAAACUGCAAGGAAAAAGAAUUACAAUUCGCUCUAUUUGGCGAUAAAACGGUUCUUCAGAUGGCUAAAGGAGAAGAAAUCCGGGUUCCAUUUUUAACAUCAGGCAAUACCUACACCGUAUACGCUUUCCCAAAUCACGUGGACACUGAAACCAAGGUGUUCACAUCCACUGGGUUUGAUAUCAGAGUUCCUUAAAUACAUGCCUCAAUGGUGAUGAUGAUGAUGAUGAUGAUGUGA
Messenger RNA from Schistosoma margrebowiei, 719 nucleotides. The record is from the annotation of a GenBank genome assembly. NCBI's taxonomy places the organism in Eukaryota, Metazoa, Platyhelminthes, Trematoda, Strigeidida, Schistosomatidae.